Hydra vulgaris (swiftwater hydra) is the source of this 1494-nucleotide messenger RNA. Its product is annotated as muscarinic acetylcholine receptor M3. The record is from RefSeq and is a predicted model, not a curated record. Gene Ontology annotation, molecular function: G protein-coupled acetylcholine receptor activity; G protein-coupled serotonin receptor activity. NCBI's taxonomy places the organism in Eukaryota, Metazoa, Cnidaria, Hydrozoa, Anthoathecata, Hydridae. Gene Ontology annotation, biological process: adenylate cyclase-inhibiting G protein-coupled acetylcholine receptor signaling pathway; G protein-coupled receptor signaling pathway, coupled to cyclic nucleotide second messenger; chemical synaptic transmission. Gene Ontology annotation, cellular component: plasma membrane; dendrite; synapse.
AGCUUUUUGAAUAGUUUUACCAUUUUAACAAGUUUUUUAUUUUUAACCUAAUAUUUUCACGAAACAUAAAAGGUAGCGUCGCUUUUAUUUUGACAAAAAGGCAAUUAAAAAAUCAAAUGCAAAUAUUUUGGAACGUAAAAUGAAUUACAAUAUUUCCGCUUUCAUAACGGAAUUAAAUAGUUCUACCAAAAGUUCAAACGAUUAUAAAAGCUUCUCGCUAACAAGUGCAGUACUUAAAAUGGUAGCAGUGGGGAUUUUAAGUAUUAUAACAGUGUUUGGAAAUUUACUUAUCGUUUUAGUAUAUUGUAAAAGUAAACAAAUCCGAAGCCGGACAAACAUACCUUUAAUAUCAUUGGCUAUCACUGACAUGUUUAUAGGAUUUUAUCCAAUAAACAUAAACAUGAUAGAAGUUGCACUGGGAUAUUGGCCCUUAGGAAAAGUGAUGUGUAACAUAUCAUUAUUGCUUGAUUAUAUUUCAAUUCAAACAUCAAUAAACUACAUUGUAAUAAUCAACUUUGAUCGCCAUUAUUCUAUUAAACAUCCUUUAAAGCAUAGAAUGAAUAAAACAAGAACAAGAAUUAUGCUGCAGUUAUUUUUUGGGUGGCUAUCUGCGGUUGUACUGUGGCUACCUUACAUAUGUUUUUAUCAGUAUACGGUGAGGAAAAUGAACAUGCCGGAAACAUUAUGCUAUGAACAGUUUGCUAAAACAAAUGAUGUGUCCUUUAAAAGAUAUUUUAUUUUCAUAACGUCCGUGUUAGGUUAUUUUUUACCACUGAUAGUGAUUCUUGUGGUCUAUACAAAAAUGUAUUUUAUGAUAAGACGCCAAUCAAUUGAAAUUUUAAAGAUCAACACAACUCCGUCGAAUGAAAAAUCUUUGGAGUGCGAUACUUUGCCUUCUCAAUCUAACAAUUUGCAAGAAUUAAAAAAUGGAUCGAGAAGAGUGUCCGAUUUGUUUAGCGUUACUUCAAUUUGUUUAAAUAGAAAAACAUCUCAAAGUUAUACUUUACCAUCUAUACCAGACACUUUUAAAAAAGAAUUUUGUUAUAUCAGAAAAACUUCACAGAAUAAUAUGCAACUUUCAUUUUCAAAACCUGCGGAAAUCAAUAACAAUAAAGCAAGAAGAAAAUCGCAGUUUUUUAAUAAACAAAAAGAAAUACUCAAGCAAAAAAAAGCCCUGCUGAUGAUUGGGUGUAUAGUCUCAGCCUUUAUUAUCACUGGGCUCCCUCUUAGUGCUCAAUGGUUUUUAGUUGCAAUAUGUCCUAGCUGUUUUCAUAAGUUAGUUUUUGAUAUUUCUAACUUUAUAACUUAUCCAAAUUCUACCCUAAAUCCAUUUCUUUAUGCGCUUGUCAAUCGAAACUUUCGUCACCAUAUGAAGAAGCUGAUUUGCAGAGUUUUUAUCCAAUCUAAACUUGAGAAUAAAAAUAAAAUAAAUGAAGAUACAGUUAGAGAAUUUUCUGUUAGCGAAUAUUCAUAAAAAAAAAAUAAUAAUAUUGA